AUGGUGAUGAAACCUGAAGUCGAACAGGAAUUGGCUCAUGUGCUGCUGACAGAGCUGUUGGCGUACCAGUUUGCGUCUCCAGUGAGAUGGAUCGAGACUCAGGACGUCUUUUUGAAAGAUUUCAACACUGAAAGAGUCGUCGAGAUUGGCCCAUCCCCCACUUUGGCUGGGAUGGCUCAGAGAACUCUGAAGAACAAGUACGAGUCCUACGACGCUGCUUUGUCCCUGCAGAGACAGGUUUUGUGCUACUCAAAGGACGCUAAGGAGAUUUACUACACUCCGGAUCCAUCCGAUUUGGCUCCCGCUGCUGCAGAGGCUAAACCAGCCGCUGAGGCUCCUGUGGCGGCUGCGACGGCACCUGCUCCCCUGCCCCCGCUGCUGCUGCGCCUGCCCCAGUUCGCCGCCGCCCCAGCCGCUGCUGCUGCGGAGAUUUCAGAUGCUCCAGUAACCGCCGCGCUACUACUGCAAUCUCUGAUUGCCCACAAGUUGAAGAAACCUUUGGAUUCCGUCUCCAUGUCGAAGACUAUCAAGGACCUCGUUGGUGGUAAAUCUACCGUUCAAAACGAAAUCCUUGGUGAUCUGGGGAACGAAUUCGGUGCUACACCUGAAAAGCCAGAAGAAGUACCUCUAGAGGAAUUGGCAGAGACUUUCCAAGAUACUUUCAGUGGAUCUUUGGGGAAACACUCCUCGUCUUUGAUCUCAAGAUUGAUGUCCUCCAAGAUGCCCGGUGGGUUCACCAUCACCGUGGCCAGAAAGUACUUACAGUCCCGUUGGGGGCUUGGUGCUGGUAGACAGGACGGUGUAUUGCUUGUUGCGUUGACCAAUGAACCAACGGGCCGUCUUGGCUCCGAGGGAGACGCCAAAGCGUUUUUGGACGAACAGACGAAGAAAUGCGUCUGUCGUAUCCGUGGACUUGUCUGCCGCAUCUGCAGGUUCAGCUGCAGCUGGUGGCGCCGCUGGUGGCGCAGGUGCUGUCGCUAUCGAUUCUGCCGCUUGGAUGAAUUGACAAAGGACCACAAAGUGCUCGCUCGUCAACAGUUGCAAGUGCUCGCAAGGUACUUGAAGAUGGACUUGAACAACGGGGAAAGAAAACUUUUGAAGGAGAAGGAUGCAGUCGCUGAAUUGCAAUCGCAAUUGGAUUUCAUCACUGCGGAACUCGGAGAAUUCUACGUGGGGGCCAUUAACACCCAGUUUUCAAGGAAAAAGGCUAGAGUGUUUGACUCCUCUUGGAACUGGGCCAAACAGUCACUGCUACAGUUGUACUUCGAGAUCAUUCACGGUGUUUUGAAAAACGUCGACAGAGAAGUUGUCAGUGAGGCUAUCAAUAUCAUGAACAGAUCCAACGAGGCGCUGAUUAGGUUCAUGGAGUACCACAUCAAAAACACAGACACAUCUCAAGGUGAAAACUACCAACUGGCAAAGUCCCUCGGUGAACAGUUGAUUGAAAACUGUAAAGAGGUUAUCAAUGUCGAUCCAGUCUUCAGAGACAUUUCCAAACCAACUGGUCCAACGACCGUUAUUGACAAGAACGGUAACAUCAAAUACACCGAGGAACCAAGAGAGAAGGUUAGAAAAUUUUCCCAGUACGUGCAGGAAAUGGCGCUUGGUGGUCCAUUGACCAAAGAGACUCAACCUACGAUCGAGGAGGAUUUGACUCGUGUGUAUAGGGCCAUUAGCGCUCAAACGUCCACUCACGACAUUUCUGACUCCACAAAGCUCGAAUUCGAGAAGUUGUACGGUGAAUUGAUGCAAUUCUUGUCCAACUCGAAGGAAAUCGACUCCACACAGACCACCCAACUGGCGGGGGAGAUCGAUGACGCGUUGGAUAAGGACUCCACCAAGGAGAUCGCCUCCUUGCCUAACAAGUCGAAGAUCACCAACUCAAUCUCUUCAACCAUUCCAAGAGAGACUGUGCCCUUCCUACACAUCAAGAAGAAGCUACCAGAUGGCAGUUGGAAAUACGAUCGUAACUCUUCCAGGGCUUUCUUGGACGGGUUGGAGAAGUCUGCCAUCAACGGUAUCACUUUCAAGGACAAAUAUGUUCUGGUGACUGGUGCAGGGCAAGCCUCCAUCGCUGGGAAUAUUCUAAGAGGCUUACUGCAAGGUGGUGCUAAAGUUGUUUGUACAACCUUCGCCUUCAGUAAGACGACCUUGGACUACUUCCAAUCCUUGUACGCCCAAUAUGGUGCUAAGGGUUCUACUCUGGUUGUCGUUCCCUUUAACCAAGGUUCUAAGCAAGAUUGUGAAACUUUGGUCGACUACAUCUACGAUGACGAGAAGAAUGGCGGUCUAGGCUGGGAUCUGGAUGUCAUAAUCCCAUUCGCAGCAAUUCCUGAAAACGGUAUCGAACUGGAGAACAUCGACUCCAAGUCCGAGUUUGCCCACAGAAUCAUGUUGACCAACAUCUACAGAAUUAUGGGUUUCGUCAAGAAGCAGAAAUCUGCCAGGGAUAUUGAGACCAGACCUGCGCAAGUUAUCUUGCCAAUGUCUCCUAACCAUGGUACUUUUGGUGGUGACGGUUUGUAUUCUGAAUCUAAACUGUCCCUGGAGACUUUGUUUAACAGAUGGCAUUCUGAGUCCUGGGGUAACCAGUUGACUGUAUGCGGUGCUAUUAUUGGUUGGACCAGAGGUACUGGUUUGAUGAAUGCCAACAACAUUAUUGCCGAGGGCAUCGAAAAGAUGGGUGUCCGCACUUUCUCUCAACAAGAGAUGGCUUUCAAUCUGUUAGGUUUGUUGAGCCCAGAAGUGACCGAAUUGUGUCAAAGAGCACCAGUCAUGGCCGAUUUGAACGGUGGUUUGCAAUACCUGACUGAUUUGAAGGAGUUCACUAGAAAGCUACGUAAUGACUUGACUGAAACUUCCGAAAUCAGAAAGGCUGUUUCCAUUGAAACUGCCUUAGAACACAAGGUGGUCAACGGUGAUAAAGCUGAUGCUGCUUACACGGAAGUUGAAGUCCAACCAAGAGCAAACAUCCAGUUGAACUUCCCAACAUUGAAACCUCACAGUGAAAUCAAGAACUUCGCUGCUCCAGAGUUGGAGGGAAUGCUAGAUUUGGAGAAAGUCAUUGUUGUCACCGGUUUUGCUGAAGUUGGCCCAUGGGGUUCUUCCAGAACCAGAUGGCAGAUGGAGGCCUUUGGAGAAUUUUCCUUAGAAGGUUGUGUUGAGAUGGCUUGGAUGAUGAACCUGAUCAAGUACCACAACGGUAACUUGAAGGGUCGUCCAUACACCGGUUGGGUUGACGCCAAGACCAACGAGCCAGUCGAAGACAAGGACAUCAAGGCCAAAUACGAGGGCUACAUCCUAGACCACGCCGGUAUCAGAUUGAUUGAACCAGAGUUGUUCAACGGUUACGAUCCAAAGAAGAAGCACAUGAUUCAGGAAAUCAUCGUUGAAGAUGACAUGGAACCAUUUGAAGCUUCAAAGGAAACCGCGGAACAGUUCAAGCACGAACAUGGUGAUAAAGUUGACAUCUUUGAAAUCCCUGAAUCCGGUGAGUAUUCUGUUAAAUUGCUGAAGGGUGCCACGUUGUACAUUCCAAAGGCUUUGAGAUUUGACCGUUUGGUUGCUGGUCAAAUUCCAACUGGUUGGAAUGCCAAGACUUACGGUAUCUCUGACGACACUAUUUCCCAAGUUGACCCUAUUACUUUGUUUGUUUUGGUUUCUGUUGUCGAAGCCUUCAUUUCUGCCGGUAUUACUGACCCAUACGAAAUGUACGAGUACGUCCAUGUAUCUGAAGUCGGUAACUGUUCCGGUUCCGGUAUGGGUGGUGUAUCUGCUUUGCGUGGUAUGUUCAAGGACCGCUACAAGGAUGAAGCAGUUCAAAACGAUAUUCUACAAGAAUCUUUCAUCAACACUAUGUCCGCCUGGGUUAACAUGUUGUUGAUCUCGUCUUCAGGUCCAAUCAAGACCCCAGUCGGUGCUUGUGCCACUGCUGUUGAAUCCGUCGACAUUGGUGUUGAGACAAUCUUAUCUGGUAAAGCUAAGAUUUGUAUUGUCGGUGGUUACGAUGACUUCCAAGAAGAAGGUUCGUACGAGUUCGGUAACAUGAAGGCUACCUCAAACUCUUUGGAAGAAUUUGAACACGGUCGUACUCCAGGUGAAAUGUCCAGACCAGCCACUACCACACGUUCUGGUUUCAUGGAAGCUCAAGGUUCUGGUACUCAGGUAAUCAUGAAUGCGGAUUUGGCUUUGAAGAUGGGUGUUCCAAUUUACGGUAUCGUUGCUCUAACUGCUACUGCUACUGACAAGAUUGGUAGAUCUGUUCCUGCUCCAGGUAAAGGUAUUUUGACCACAGCAAGAGAGCAUCACGGUGACUUGAAGUUUGCCACACCAUUGUUGGACAUCAAGUACAGAAAACGCCAACUGAAGAACCGUGAGCAACAAAUCAGACAAUGGAUUGAGGAUGAGAUUGAGCUGUUGAAGUAUGAGGUCGAUGCUAUCCCAGAGGAAGACAGAGAUGCUUUCUUCUCAGAACGCUCCAAGGAGAUCAACGCAGAGGGUCAAAAACAAUUGAAAUCUGCUCAAGCGCAAUGGGGUAACGAGUUCUACAGGAACUACCCACGUAUUGCUCCUUUGAGAGGUGCGUUGGCUACCUACGGUUUGACUGUUGAUGAUUUGGGUGUUGCGUCCUUCCAUGGUACUUCCACGAAGGCCAAUGAUAAGAAUGAAUCUGCCACCAUCAAUGAGAUGAUGAGACAUUUGGGUAGAUCUGAGGGUAACCCAGUUUUGGGUGUCUUCCAGAAGUUUUUGACUGGUCAUCCAAAGGGUGCUGCCGGUGCAUGGAUGUUAAACGGUGGUCUACAAAUCUUGAACAGUGGUAUUGUUCCAGGUAACCGUAACGCGGACAACAUUGACAAACAAUUGGAGCAAUACGAGUACGUUCUAUAUCCAUCCAAGACUUUGAAGACUGACGGUGUUAAGGCCGUGUCUGUGACGUCUUUCGGGUUCGGUCAAAAGGGUGCUCAAGCCGUUAUUAUCCACCCUGACUACUUGUACGCUACUAUUGAUGAACAAAGAUACCGCAACUACGCUGAGAAGGUCACCAAGAGAGGCAAAGCCGCUUACCAGUACUUCCAUACUGGUAUGACUCAAAACAAACUGUUCGUGAGCAAAGAACACGCUCCAUACACUGAGGAAUUGGAGGAGUCUGUGUACUUGGACCCAUUAGCCCGUGUUACUCCAGACAAGAAGAAUGUGAACGAACUAGUGUUCACCAACAAGAGCAUACAAAAGGACGCCAGUUUUGUCUCCAACAAGGAGACCAGUGAUUUGAUCAAGAGUUUGACUGAGCAGACUGUCUCUACAGCUGGUAGUGGUGUUGGUGUCGACGUUGAGUUAAUCCAGGCUGUCAAUGCCGACAACGAGACCUUUGUGGAGCGCAACUUCACCGCUGCGGAGAUCGCGUACUGUAAGAAGCAACCGUGCGUUCAAAGUUCGUUUGCUGGUACCUGGUCUGCCAAGGAGGCUGUCUUCAAAUCUCUUGGCGUUAAAUCGCAAGGUUCUGGAGCAUCCCUGAAGGACAUUGAAAUUGUCCGUGUCAACGGUAAUGCCCCUGUAGUGAAGCUUGCUGGGGCUGCUGAAAAGUCAGCCAAAGCUGCCGGUGUGAAAUCUGUCAGUGUCUCUAUCGCGCACGAUGAUUUCCAGUCUGUUGCUGUAGCAAUUUCCAACAAAUGA
This is a messenger RNA of Huiozyma naganishii CBS 8797, 5673 nucleotides long. RefSeq names its product trifunctional fatty acid synthase subunit FAS2 (gene FAS2). Gene Ontology annotation, molecular function: magnesium ion binding; fatty acid synthase activity; 3-oxoacyl-[acyl-carrier-protein] reductase (NADPH) activity. Gene Ontology annotation, biological process: long-chain fatty acid biosynthetic process. The record is from RefSeq and is a predicted model, not a curated record. The transcript has a single exon. Lineage: Eukaryota; Fungi; Ascomycota; Saccharomycetes; Saccharomycetales; Saccharomycetaceae. Bases 1 to 5673 code for a protein of 1890 amino acids. Gene Ontology annotation, cellular component: fatty acid synthase complex.